AGUUGCACGUGUUCCAAUCUGUGUCUUCUGCGCUUUGCACCUUCGAGCCAACCUGAGCUCGCAUGUACAUGUGCGCUCUCGAUCGAUGCUGUGUACACACAAAAAACGAGGAUCCGUCCAAUCGCGACGAAGUGGAAUUAGUUGUGAAUGAAAACGAAAACGACAGCGCACCUCCCCGCUGCGAACUUUCUUACGCAGAUGAGGUGGGUCGUCGCGAUCUUCACCGUUUCGGAAGAAAUGGAUGAAAGGGAAAGAGAAAGAUCCCAUCCCGGUUCGGGUGGGCCGAAACGGAUGGAUGGAUGGAUAGAUGGAUGGGCCGAGAAAGUGCACUUUGCGGUGGAGCGAGAAGCCGAACGCGCUGAAAGACGUCUUAUGCUGACGAGCCCCACCAAUCCGAACCGAGGCUAGCGAAACCCGUGCGAAUCGACUCGGUCGGAUCUGGUGGGAACGUGUGGUUCGUGUGCUAGCGGCAUUCAGCGGUGCAAGGAAAUUGGUCGUACCAGUAGAGCCUACCGAUCGGCGUUGGUGUUCACAUUGCUUGCAUUUCAACGUUGAUCGUCCACGGAACAGGACGCUGUUUUGGACGGAGUCGCGCAACUCGGAUAUCUUGGAUGGAUUCUUUCUAACGCUGAUCGCUCUGCUUUGUGGUCAUCCCAUAACGAUCCUAUCGCAGGACUUCCCUGCAGUGUUGGUGAAUAGUGUAGUGCGUGUGUGUAUGUUUGUGGGCGUGUGAAUUAAUCCUUUAGCUGUGCUAUCGGUGUCAAUAACCUGCAAGGAGUGGUUUAGAGUUGUAGCUAAUCUGUCUUAAGAAGAGGCAUAUCUGCUAUCAGGAUAAUUGUAGCAGCGUAGUGAACAGUGCUCGAAAGCACGACCUCUUGCCUCUAGGCUGAACCGUCGUAGUGUGCGUGGUGAAAAGAAGAACAGAAUUGAAAAUAUGAAGCUUCCGACUUUGCUGUUCAGCCUCGGGCUGAUAACAGGUGUGCUGUCGCAAGGAUUCGGACAGCAGCCUCCGCCAUUCCGACCGAUUCCCAAAUCGUUCGCGGUUCCUCCAAAGGCUCAAAGGCGCCAACUGACGCAACAGCAGCAGACGCACAUUCUCACCGACAUUCAAAAGCACCAGCAUCGUUUCAAUCUGCAUCAGAAUCAGCGUUCGCCGAAUGUGUUCAUACAACCAUCGAUUCAAAUACCGGUGCCUCCUCAACCCCAUUCAAGGCAACCGUUCAGUGGCCCCAGUACACAGCAACACUUCCAGCCGAAUGCACACUUCCACCAUCACUCGAACAACUUACAUCCACCACCACCACCACUACCGUCGGCCAAUGCACCGACCAACAGCUUCCGUACACCGUCCAGCCGGCCAGGACCAAACUUUGGAGCACAAGUAAACCGCUAUUACUUCCAGCACCACACGCAGACCACAUUCAUUCCAAAUUUUUUACAACUCUUACAGCAGGACACACGUCUACCGCCUCAGCAGCGUUCCGUACAGAACCAACUACAACAGGCCCAAUUCUUCAACGGACCUCCACCACACACUAACGGUCCCACGCCCGUCGUACAGCCACUGAACAGCCAACCGUCCUUCCUGAAUAGUAUCGACACUCCCACAUUCGGUGCACCCCAAAGGCCUAAUACCCUUCAAGCUCCAUUCCUUCAAACUCCUCCCUCCUUUACCGGUAAUGGGCAGGUUCGCUUCCCGAGCCAGCCAAACCCAUCCAACGUACCGAAUCAUGGUCAACAGCCCGUACCACUUUUCCCCAACCAGCAGUUACCGCUGCAAAAUACGGCCCAAAACUUCAAGUUGUCUGCCCCAAAUGUUGGACAAUCGGCAUUCCCUGUACAACCGACAUUCCACAGCCAAUCCGUAAAUCCUGCACUACAGUUUCCACCACUUUCGCAAACGACUGGAACAAACUUCCAGCAGCCAUCUCCGCAGUUCCAGCAGCAGCAGCAACAGCAGCAACUGCCGAGACUGCAGCCAAACAUUCCGUUCGUACAAUCCUCCAAUAACUUCAACACCCAACCGGGUGUGGGAUUCCCACAGGCGCAACCUCAGGUCCAAACGUUCAGCGGACAGCAACAACCGAUCCAGAGCCAGUUUGGCGUUGGUCAGACGACAAACUUUAACGGUUUGCAACCGCAACAACCGCUCAGCUACCAACAGCAGCAGGAAUAUGAACGCCGGUUGAAGGACGAGAGUGAACGAAUUCGCGAACUGCAGGAAAAACAGAAGGUGAUCCAAAAGCACGAACAGUUCCUGCAAAAACAAUACCAGAAACAACAAGUGAAGGUACAGCAGCUGCACCAGGAGUUCUUGAAGAAGCAGCAAAAGAUUCUCCAGCAGCAGCAACAAUAUGACCAAACACAGAAGACCGUCGUCCCGUCACAAAUUCGUUCACGCGAAGUGCUCCCAUCCGAACGGACACUCUUUGAAAAGGCUGUCAAGAUGCAAACGAAACCGGUAGCUGAACCUACUACGGCCGCUAGCCCGUCCGGCACUGGUCAGCUUUCGGUAAUUCCACUGAAGCCCAACAGUAAGAAGGAUUACAGCAGCAUAACACAGUCGGAUCUGGACGUAUUGCUCAGCUCGAACCGUCAGAACUUGUUCCAAACCAUCAAGACCGAAACGGCGAAACCGGCCAAGGCUAAACCGACAAAAGUCAAGUCUACGAAAGCGCUUGGACGAGACGAUCUGUUGAAGCAGCUGAAACUUGCACUCGCCGAAACUUCACCAGACCUCGGAGGCAAGAACUACAGCUCAACGGAUCUGAUUCUUCCGAAUGGCGAGAAGGUACAAGUCAUCCGUACGACCGAUCCGGAGAUUAUUAAGCGUGCCAACGCCAAUUCUGAGGGUGUUCUAACGCAACAAUUGGAUUCACCUACCACACCUAAGCCACUGUCGUUCGAGGACAUUGCACGCAGUGGUCUGCUUCCGCCAGGGGCAGAUUUUGAGCUGAUCAAGCAAACCGAAGAUGGACAGAUCCAGGAAGUGGCAAAGAUUCCUCCACAAAAGAAGGUUACCUUCGUGUAUCUGGAGGAACAAGACGACGGUUCAUAUAAGGUGCAGGGUGUGAAGGGAAGUGGAGACAAGGAGACGAAAACAUCCGGCGCCGAUGUUGACAGCAUUCUGAAGCGCAUCAAAAACGGAGAGAUCCAGCUACCUCCACCAUCAUCGGUAGCGUCCAAGGGAUCCUCCAAGCCGGACUUGAUUCUGGAAACAGCGGUUACUACCACAACCCCACGUCAUCAACCGAUCAAGAAAGCGAACUCAGUGACAAUCAUUCCGCACAGUACACCGAUCGAGGAUCAUGCCUCGACGGCUUACUUGUCUGGCAGUACCGUACAGCAUACAGCUUCUCCAGCACCGGCCACGAUCUACGCCUCCACGCCAUCCCCAGCAAGUCUGAAUGGUGUGACUGCGUUCUCACCGGGCGCUUACUCUGGCAGCACCCUUCCACAGCAUGUGUCAGCUCGUCUCUCUACACCCGCUCCAAUUGCCGGUAACUUCCCAGUCGACAGUACGGCACGUUUCUCGGAAGCGAACUCAGUUUACACACCUGCGACUGCCACAACGGCAAUACCGCCAGCUACACCUGCUCCCAGUAUCUAUCAGAGCACCAACACGGAAAAGUAUUUCUCUGAUGCAACGGCUGCAGCGAUCGAGCAGCAGCAGCAGACGGCCAGCACCUAUCAACAUCAAACUAUUCACGCAUCGCAUCAGCAGACUGCUAACGAUGUUGUUCCGACGGCUUCCGCUUCCGAACCAGUAACGCUGCAGCAACAAGACAAUACCAAGGGCCCGCAGGAGGACAAUACUACACAACAGCAGCAGAACGAAUUGCCAGCAAUUCUCAAGAAUAACGGACUAUUUGCCAUGGCCAAAUACCUCCGCCAGUCUGGUCUCGACACGAUUCUGAAUGAAACGGGCCCGUACACGAUCUUUGUGCCGACCGACAAAGCUUUCCGCAGUCUGCUGGUCCAGCUGGGAGGACCUGAAAAGGCAGAAGAGAAGUUCCGCAACAACCCACGGCUAUUGAGCGGAUUACUCUUGCACCAUGUCAUUCCUGGAUCGUUCGAAAUUGCGUCACUACAGGAUGAAAUGACUGGGGUGUCUCUGGCUGGAACUCAACUUCGUGUGAACCAGUACAAUAUGCAUGACUCGGAAUGGAACGACGUAAAGGUCACAACCAUCAACGGCGCAAUGGUCGUUCCAGACAAACAGGACAUAGUGAUUCCACAGGGCGUUGCGCAUGCUGUCGAUCGUGUCAUGUUCCCGCUACCGGUUGGUGAUAUUCUUCAAACGCUUCAAUCAGACCGUGAGCGACGCUUUACUCACUUCCUGCGAGCACUGUUUGCAUCGGGCAUGUCGGAUACUCUCCAAAAUAAAGGUAUCAAAACUUACACAGUAUUCGCACCGACCGAUGCCGCAUUUGCUCACCUCACAACUGAGGAACUCACCAACCUAGUCACGGAAAAGGACCAGGCGGAAGAACUUGUACGCAAGCAUGUCGUCCCGGGCACGUUGUUUACUGCCGGUAUGCGUUUCUACCAGGUGAAGGACGUUAUGGCGGAGGGUAAAACAGUAACGCUGCAGAAAACGGGAGGUAAAAUCAAGGUUAACGAUGGUUAUCUGCAGACAUCCAAUAUCCCUACAACGAAUGGCGUCAUACAUGCUAUCGAUUCGCUGCUGUAAGAAGCGUUCAGCAUCCACCGAGCUUGAAAUAAACCUAAUUGAACGCACGCCUGGAUUCCCGUGGAUAACAAAUUUUGGAAACGCAUGCAAUCGACCAGCGUCAGUGUUUUGUGUUGUUAAUUUAUUAUAAAAUACGAGUUCAGCGAACAAUCCACUACCACGACACCCCACAUUCCAAGAGUAUGUCAUCAAUUUCAAUCAAAAUUAUGUUCAGGUUCUACGUAUAUUCGCAACGUUUGAAAACAAUUUUUUUGGAAGAUGCGAGCACAGAACGAGCGAGAAGUGACCCUGAAAAAGUUCCCGACCGUGAAGAAUUUCACGUCCGAAAUGGUGGCUAAAAACAUCCUUCCCUAUUUGGUACAUGAGCUCUGAACAGUUUUGAUAAUCGUUAAGUUUAAAUGAUAAUUUAUUUGUUAAGUUUAGUAUGCGCUGUUUUGUGCGAUUUCCCGCUCCGGCCCACAAUCUGGGUGAUCGUUGUAAAUACUAUGAUGAACAGUGUAAUAAAGAGAAUUGGCUUUAGUA
Anopheles funestus (African malaria mosquito) is the source of this 5215-nucleotide messenger RNA. RefSeq names its product titin-like. The coding region runs from base 935 to 4693 and encodes 1252 amino acids. NCBI's taxonomy places the organism in Eukaryota, Metazoa, Arthropoda, Insecta, Diptera, Culicidae. Gene Ontology annotation, cellular component: extracellular matrix. Gene Ontology annotation, molecular function: cell adhesion molecule binding. The record is from RefSeq and is a predicted model, not a curated record. The transcript is spliced from 7 exons. Gene Ontology annotation, biological process: cell adhesion; extracellular matrix organization.